AUGACCACCGUCGGAAGCUACCUCGCGGAAAGGCUCUCUCAAAUCGGCAUCGAGCGCCACUUCGUCGUCCCAGGCGACUACAACCUCCUCCUCCUCGACAAACUCCAACAGCACCCCAAACUCGACGAAAUCAACUGCACAAAUGAACUAAACUGCUCCAUGGCUGCAGAAGGCUAUGCUCGCGCAAAAGGCGUAGCCGCCUGCGUCGUGACGUUCAGCGUCGGCGCAUUCUCCGCAUUCAACGGCAUCGGCAGCGCAUACGGCGAGAAUCUCCCUGUCAUCCUCAUCUCCGGUUCCCCUAAUACCAACGAUCUUGGGUCAUCGCAUCUGCUGCACCAUACGCUCGGUACGCAUAAUUUUGACUAUCAGCUUGAGAUGGCGAAAAAUAUCACCUGCUGUGCUGUUGCGAUUCGCCGUGCCUCGGAUGCGCCGCGGUUGAUUGACGAGGCUAUUCGCAAUGCGCUUAGGGCGCGGAAACCAGCGUAUAUCGAGAUCCCUACGAACCUCGCGGGUCAGCCGUGUUCCCUGCCCGGGCCGGCGUCCGGGAUUCUCAAGCCGGAUACGAGUGAUAUUGAUACUCUUGCGGAAGCGCUGAAGGCAGCCAACGAUUUCCUCUCUACCCGGAACAAGGUGUCCUUGCUGGUUGGCCCUACGGUCCGCGCAGCAGGCGCUGAACAUGCCGUGAUCCAUCUUGCUCAAGCCCUGGGGUGCGCGGUGGCCGUGUUACCCAGUGCCAAAUCGUUCUUCCCGGAGACACAUCCGCAGUUCGUGGGUGUAUACUGGGGCGAAGUGAGCACGAAGGGCGCGAAUGCUAUCGUCGACUGGUCCGAUACCCUUGUUUGCGUGGGGACAGUUUACACCGACUACAGCACCGUUGGAUGGACGGGGCUACCCGGAGCUGCCAGUCUGACCAUUGACUUGGACCAUGUCAGUUUCCCUGGAUCCGAUUACAACCAGAUCCAUAUGCUGGAGUUCGUGGCAGGACUGGCGAAGCUGGUGAAGAAGAACCCCCUGACGCUCGUCGAAUAUAACCGUCUGCAGCCAGACCCCCUCGUUCACACGCCAUCUCCGCCGGAUCAACGACUGAGCCGGCGAGAAAUGCAGUACCAGAUCAGCCAGUUCCUGACGCGCGACACGACGGUCGUUGUGGACACGGGCGACUCGUGGUUCAACGGGAUGCAGAUGAACCUUCCGGACGGAGCGAGAUUCGAGGUCGAGAUGCAAUGGGGACACAUCGGAUGGUCCAUUCCAGCGGCGCUGGGUCUGGCCGCCGCAAACCCCGAGCGACAGAUAGUCGUCAUGGUAGGCGAUGGAUCGUUCCAGAUGACGGGCCACGAGGUGUCAAAUAUGACUCGAUUGGGGCUACCGAUUAUCAUCUUCCUGAUCAACAACGACGGCUACACGAUCGAAGUCGAGAUCCACGAUGGCAUCUACAACAACAUCAAGAACUGGGAUUACGGCGCGUUCGUCGAGUCGUUCAAUGCCAAGGAGGGACAUGGGAAGGGGUAUCGUGUCACCACGGCGGGGGAGAUGCAUAGGGCCAUUGAGGCGGCGAAGAAGAAUAAACAGGGGCCGACGCUGAUCGAGUGUGAUAUUGAUCGCGAUGAUUGCAGUAAGGAGUUGAUCAGUUGGGGACAUUAUGUGGCUGCUGCGAAUGGCAAGCCUCCUGUUGCCAGGUGA
Molecule: messenger RNA, 1680 nt
Organism: Monascus purpureus
Lineage: Eukaryota; Fungi; Ascomycota; Eurotiomycetes; Eurotiales; Aspergillaceae
Source: the annotation of a GenBank genome assembly